AUGCCCCGCCUACCUUCUAUUGAUCUCUCCUCCACCUUCGACCACGAGCCCUUUGGACCUCAGUCGUCUGAUCCUGAGCCCUCACCGCCCCGCAACGAAAACCAGAGUCGACGCUCCAACCGAUUCAACUCCCUCAGACCCGUACGCCACCUUACCUCCUCUCUCCGCCGAAGACGCUCGCCGCCGCCGUCAGUCUCUUCAAUACGACCUCGUAGGAACGAAGAUCAAGCAGCUAUGCUGAGUCGGCUACUCAGUGUGGCGGCUGCAGCUACUGCAGCGACUCUGAUGGGAGAUGAUCACAACGCCUUGAGUGAGGCUAGGAGUUUGACUGGAAGCACCGGGCUGGGCGAUUUGGGCGGCAGUGGAGAGGACGGCAGCUUUGACGGGUUCUUAAGAGCAUUGCAGAACGGCCGGAUAGCGUCAGCCCUUAGACAGGGCGGCGCCGAGAACGGUGCAGAAGGCACCGAGUCACAAGGACCGCCUCUGAACUUCUUCAGGAUGUUCCGUUUCGGCGCCUCUGGACCAAACAAUGAAGACCCACGUGGAUCUGCAGUCUCUGAUGCCUCGGACGGCUCUGGCGGUGCUGAGGGCAGGAUGGUGCCUAUCAUCAUAGUAGGGAUUCGCUCCAUCAGCCCCAGCUCCAACGCUGGAGCUGGUUCGCCCAGCGAGGAUCUGCCUCCAUUCAUCGACGCCCUAGGCAACUUUCCAACCCCACUCCCUGCGCACGCGCUCGGUACACAUGGGCAUGAAAGCAUCGACUCGAUUCUACGACCUCCACAGAACGGAACCUCAUUCAGACACAGGCGGAGAGCCAGCAUGGGUGGAUUCGGCAUGGGCAGGAGCCGGCUGAGCGAUCGGAUGGACGACCAGAGAGACCAUCGAUCACCCGAUAGGCGGAGAGAGCGCCCCUGGAGUGUGGCGAGCUCAAGUUCAAACUACGAGCCGAGACCACCGCCUGCGACGCCUGCGAGCCCGAGUCCCGAACUGAGCCGAAUCUCAAGCAGAAAUAGCACCCCGAGCCACUCAAGACCUACAUCUAUAGUGGCUAACAGCAUGCGAGACUUCAGCAGCGAGUCGAGGCGAAACAGCAUGCUCCACAGAGCAUCUGGCGCAAGCCCACUCAGCUCACAUACGGAAGAGACGGCCUCUCUCCACUCCACACACUCUGGGACAGGCUUGUUGGGAGACUCGGAGCCAUAUCGCAUUCAUCGACGAUCAGACACAGCACCCAACAUUCACUACCCUCGUUUCGCGUCCGGACACCCAAGAAGAAAUGGCGUCGUUGAGCCAGACAACCUGCCAUCACUAUCGCGCUCAUCAACCAACGGCGAUACCGAGUCAACCAGCAACGAGAACCGCAACACAAGCAAUGACUCCCGCAGCUGGAUCAUCUACGUGCUGGGUGGUUCCUAUCCAGAGAAUCAUCCAAUACUCACGACGCCCAGCUUGUUCACCGAGAACCCUACAUACGAAGACAUGAUGCUUCUCUCGGCACUCCUAGGCCCAGCCAAAGCUCCAGUCGCCACCGAGGAAGAUGUCCAGGGUGCGGGUGGACUGUACAAUAUCGAGACCGCGGACAUGCCAGCGGACGCCGCCAAGACUGCAGCUUUGGUCGCCACGGCCAUGGAAGGCGACGAACAGGUCACGAUUGACGUCGGCCAGCGCUGUCUGGUAUGCUUGUGCGACUUCGAGGCGAAGGAAGUAGCGCGCAAGCUUGUUAAGUGCGACCAUCUCUUCCACAAAGAGUGCAUCGAUCAGUGGCUGACGACGGGUCGAAACUCGUGUCCUCUCUGUCGAGAGCAAGGCGUGGACGAGAAGAAGACCGCCGAAUCAGAGGAGACGAGAGGCGAGGCCAGCAGCUCAGCAGCCAGCACUUCGGGGGACUCGGCAACGAUCGCCGGCGCUGAGAAUAACCACGAAGUGGAAACCUUGGGCUCAUAG
Zasmidium cellare ATCC 36951 is the source of this 1941-nucleotide messenger RNA. RefSeq lists its product as uncharacterized. The coding region runs from base 1 to 1941 and encodes 646 amino acids. The record is from RefSeq and is a predicted model, not a curated record. Lineage: Eukaryota; Fungi; Ascomycota; Dothideomycetes; Mycosphaerellales; Mycosphaerellaceae. The transcript has a single exon.